Messenger RNA from Rhizophagus irregularis DAOM 181602=DAOM 197198, 1659 nucleotides. Lineage: Eukaryota; Fungi; Glomeromycota; Glomeromycetes; Glomerales; Glomeraceae. The record is from RefSeq and is a predicted model, not a curated record.
GAUAUAGUGCUUGAAUGGAUACCAUACAACCAGUUUAAUGAAAUUAAAGAGACAGGCAAAAAUGGCCUUAUAACAGUAUAUUCAGCAAUAUGGAAGGAUGGUCCAUUACAUAAAGAGUAUAUUAGGAGUAAUUAUACAAGAGAUUCAAAUAAAAAAGUUGCUUUAAAAUAUUUACAUAAUUUACAAGAAUCCAUUGAUUCUUUAAUAAAUGAGGCUAGAAAAUAUCCAACAGUACAUAGAGAAUUACUUCAAGUAUUAUAUGGUAUAUCUCAAAAUCUAAAUACAGGAGAUUAUUUUUUAAUUCUUAACUGGACAAGUGGAAAUGAAAAAAUUGAUUAUUUCAUUCAAGAAAUGCAAUUAAAAAUAAAUGGCCAUGGCUAUGAUGAUAUAGUAUUUGAAUGGAUACCAUACAGUCAGUUCAAUGAUAUUAAGGAAAUAGGUAAGGGUGGUUUUUCUACAGUAUAUUCAGCAGAGUGGAAGAAUGGUCCAUUAGAAUAUGAUGUGAAUGAAGACAUUUACAUUAGGAAUCCAAAUAGAGUAAUUGCUUUGAAAUGUUUGUGUAAUUCCCAAAAUAUUACUGAUAAAUUUCUAAAUGAGGUUAAAAAGUACUCAAUAAGUAAAAGCAGUAAUAUUCUUAAUAUAUAUGGAAUAUCUCAAAAUCCAGAUACAAAAGAAUAUAUUAUGGUUCUCCAAUAUGCAGAAGAAGGCAAUUUUAAUCAUUGGAUAAAUAAAAACUAUGAAUAUUUUAAUUGGAAGGAUAAAAUAUCUGUAUUACUUAAUAUUGUUAAUGGUCUUAAAGAAAUACAUCAAAGAAAUUUAGUUCAUCAUGAUUUUCAUACAGGAAAUAUAUUAUUUUUAAAUUUCAUAAGUUAUUUUAGUAACUGUGUAUUAAUUUCAGAUAUGGGAUUAUGUGGAGAAGUUGAUAGUUUAGAUGAAACAAAAAUUUAUAAAGUUAUGCCUUAUAUGGCUCCCGAAGUAUUAAGAGGAAAGCCUUAUACUCAAGCAGCAGAUAUCUAUAGUUUUGGUAUGAUAAUGUAUUUUGUAGCAACUGGAAAACAACCUUUUGGCAAUCAUGCACAUGAUCAUCUUCUUGCAUUAGAUAUUUGCAAAGGAAUUAGACCUGAAAUAAGUGAGCCAGAAACACCAAGAUAUUAUAUUGAUUUAAUGAAAAAGUGUUGGGAUUUAGAUAAAAAUAAUAGACCAGAUAUUUUUGAGAUAGAUAAAUUAAUCACAUCAUUUUAUGAGUUGUAUGUGGAGAAUUUUGUUAUUGUAGGAAAUGAAGAAAUUGUAAUACAAUUUGAGGAAGCAGAAGAAUAUAGAAAAGCAAAUCUUACUUCCAUUGAAAAUUACCAAACAGCUACCCAUCCACAAGCUAUUUAUACAUCUCGAUUACUUAAUCCUAUUACAAAAGAUCUUCCAAAAAAUGAUGAUGAUUAUAAUUCUCAAUCUUUGGAUCAUUGUGCUCUUCCAAUUAGUUUCAAAUGAUACACAACGAAGUAUAGGAGAAUAAAAUUUUGUUUGACAUUUAAUAUAUACUGUAUACAUAACUGCUAUUUUAUAGGAAUUUACAAUUAUAUGUAGUUUUGUCCAACACUGUGUAUGAAUAUGUAAUUUUUUCUACAUGAAUAAAUCAGUUUGUAAUUGGACAUUAAAUCUCUU